GCGCGUAUGAAGAGGGAUUCCAAAUUCCGAUCAAAAAGCCGAUGUCUUCCGCGGAAAACUUAGUCCUCUCCUCUUUCUUGAUCCACGCUUCGUUGGAAAGCGGAGAAUCGAAUUAGGAGACGUUGAGCUGAUCGAGAUUGGAAGAUGCUCUAGACGGUGCCCUCCCCAAAGUUCUGAUUUUUCCUUGAAUUUUCAGCUGCCUGUUGGUGCUUGGGCGACGCUAGCGAGGCUCGCGAGUCACAAUUUGGGGUUCUUUUCGUUGCUUCGUCGGCAGCAGUGACGGUUUUGGUUAUCUGGGUCCGGGUGAUGGGCGUCGGAGUGUCGAGUGUCGUGAGGCUGGAAGGCGAGGCCGGCGGGAUCCCGACGGGGCUGGGGGAUCUCCCGGAGAACUGCGUGGCGGCGGUUCUUGCGUACCUUGAGCCGCUCGAAAUAUGCCGGGCGGCCAGGCUCAGCCGGACGUUUCGAGGGGCGGCUUCGGCGGACUUGGUGUGGGAGACGAAACUCCCGAGGAAUCACCGGAAUCUGUUGGCGCUGGUCUCGGAUGAGAAGAACCCCUACAAAAAGAGCCGUCUUUGCAAGAAAGAGAUCUACGCGCGCUUGUGCCGUCCGGUCCCCUUCGAUGGGGGUACCAAGGAAUUUUGGCUUGAGAGGAUCAGUGGUGGAAUUUGUAUGGCAAUUUCCUCGAGGGCUUUGCUAAUAACAGGAAUUGAUGAUAGGAGAUACUGGAACUACCUCACCACAGAGGAGUCUAGAUUUCAUUCAGUCGCUUACCUUCACCAAACUUGGUGGUUCGAGGUCGAUGGAGAAAUUAAAUUUUGCUUCCCAGCCGGUUCCUACAGCCUGUUCUUCCGCCUCCAUUUAGGGCGUGCCACCAAGAGACUCGGUCGUCGGAUCUGUAUCACUGAACACAUACAUGGGUGGGACAUAGAGCCGGUGCGGUUUCAGAUGGCCACUUCAGAUGGCCAAUUUGCUCGAUCUAAAUGUUGCUUAGACAAGAUCGGUAGCUGGAUCCUAUACCAUGCAGGGGAUUUUGUCGUAAAUAACUCCGAUGUGCCAACCAACCUCAAGUUCUCAAUGAAGCAGAUUGACUGCACUCACACAAAAGGUGGCCUUUGUGUCGAUUCUGUCUUCAUCUAUCCCACUGGGUUCAGAGAAGGAAAAGUCUUUGCCACUGACCUGAUGACAUAGAAUAGAUCAAGUAGUCUUUCACCAAAGUAGAAGAUACCAAUAGAACUUAGUGGUUUUCUCUCUUGUACAUACUCGUAGUUUGAGAAAGAAAACGAUGAGGUGUUUGUUGAUUUCAUGAACUCUCAGAUGUUCAUGAAUUGAAUGUGUAUAUUUUUAUUUUGUGUGAUAAAAAUUUCUACAGCUAA
Messenger RNA from Zingiber officinale, 1373 nucleotides. RefSeq names its product F-box protein PP2-A13-like. NCBI's taxonomy places the organism in Eukaryota, Viridiplantae, Streptophyta, Magnoliopsida, Zingiberales, Zingiberaceae. Gene Ontology annotation, molecular function: protein binding. The coding region runs from base 307 to 1188 and encodes 293 amino acids. The record is from RefSeq and is a predicted model, not a curated record. The transcript has 3 exons.